AAAAGUGAACAAAAAGUUGAUUAAUUUAGUUUCAUUUUUGAACUAAAGUAGUACUUACAGAAUCACGAAUCACGAAUCUCAGUAUUUCAAAAACUUGUCGUGAGUUAAGAAGCUUCCAUUUCAUAUCAAUGUCGUUUUCGAAGGCUAGGCGUCUAUACUCUCAAUUCCAUGACAAUCUCGUUUCCUCAUUCAAUUUCAUGCUCAAUCAGAAUCCUACUCCAUCCAUCAUCGAAUUUUCCAAGAUUUUAGGUUCCCUUGUCAAAGCCAAUCAUUACUCCACUGUUGUUUCACUUCAUCGAAUGUUGGAAUUCAACACCGGAAUUAAGUCUAAUUUAGUCACUUUAAACAUCUUGAUUAAUUGCUUUUGUCAAUUAGGUUAUAACUCUCUUUCAUUUUCUGUAUUUGCAAACAUUCUCAAGAAGGGUUAUCAGCCAAGUGUUGUAACUUUGACUACACUCAUGAAGGGUCACUGUCUCAAAGGAGAGCUCCAUGAAGCAUUGUGCUUUCAUGACAAGGUGGUAGCACAGGGAUUUCAUUUGGACCAAGUUUGUUAUGGGAUAUUGAUUAAUGGGUUAUGCAAGGCUGGACAAACAAGAGCCGCCUUGCAAUUACUAAGACGAGUUGAUGGGAAGUUGGUUCGGCCUGACGCGGUAAUGUACACUACAAUCAUUGAUGGUAUGUGUAAAGAUAAACUCGUUAAGGAGGCUUUUGAUUUAUAUUUUGAAAUGCUUGCUAAGAGGAUUUAUCCUACUGUUGUCACUUAUAAUACUUUAAUUUGCGGCUUAUGCGUUAUGGGUCAAUUGAAAGAUGCAAUUGGUUUGUUCAAUAAGAUUAUAUUGGAAAACAUGGACCCUGAUGUGUAUACCUUUAAUAUUUUGGUUGAUGCGUUUUGUAAGGAAGGAAAGUUGAAAGAAGGUAAGGAAGUGUUAGCUGCGAUGAUGAAAAAGGGCGUCAAGCAUGAUGUUUUUACUUUUAACUCUUUAAUGGAUGGAUAUUGUUUGGUAAAUGAUGUAUGGAAGGCCAAUGAUAUAUUCAACAGUUUGGCCCAAAUGGGUGUGAAUUCUAAUGUUUACAGCUACACUGUCAUGAUUAAUGGAUUCUGUAAGAUUAAAAUGGUUGACGAAGCCAUGAAUCUCUUUCAAGAAAUGCAUCACAAAAAUAUUAUUCCUAAUACAAUAACCUACAAUUCUCUUAUUGAUGGUUUGUGCAAGAUUGGGAGAAUAUCAUAUGCUUUAGAGCUUGUCAAUGAGAUGCAGGAUAGAUGUCAACCACCUAGUAUAGUUACGUACAAUUCUAUAUUGGAUGCUUUAUGCAAAAAUAAUCAUCUUGACAAGGCAAUUGCGUUUUUAACAAAAAUUAAAGAGAAGGGUAUUCAACUAGAUAUGGUCUCAUAUAAUAUUCUUAUUAAUGGACUAUGCAAAGGUGGAAGACUAGAGGAUGCACAAAAAGUUUUUGAAGAUCUUUUGGUCAAAGGAUACACUCUAGACGUCUAUACUUAUAACACUAUGAUAAAUGGAUUUUGCAACAAGGGCUUGUUUGAUGAAGCAUUGACCACACUGGCAAAAAUGAAAAACAAGGGUUGUAUUCCAGAUCCUAUAACUUACGAAAUACUUAUUGUUUCUCUCUUUGAAGAAAAUGAAAAUGACAAAGCAGAGAAACUUCUUAGAGAAAUGAUUACGAGAGGUCUACUGUAAUGCCGAAUAUAUCUUCUUGAUGCGUAUGUUCAAGUUCAUUAAGAUGGCAAAAAACGUUUCUCUAUCAUCUGCUUCCUCAUUGCUGCUAACCUGCCACAUCAUGAAUGAAUUCAAAGAAUGAGAGAUUUCAAUUUUAAAAACUUACUGGUAAUGUCACCUUACUUUACAUUAGAUUUGACAUCCUUUACUAAUCUUAAUUUUCUUAGUUCUCACAUCCGGUAUACUUAAAGAUGCUGAAAGAAAAAAAAUAACAAACAAUUCGAGGUUGUCACAGAUCUUAGCAAAGUUUCUCAUCAAUACCUUUGAUACAUACCUUAUCAUCAGCCACUAUCUUUUUCACAAGGGAACUUGAUGUUCUAGUUUUUUGUGGUUUAAUUCAUGGGUUUUCAAUGCAAGAAAUAUUUCAGGCUAAUUCAUGGGUUUUCAUUGCAAUUUCAUGAUUCAAUAUGUACUUAAGUUGUAAAUACUAUUUAGAAGUACACUAGUGGCACUAGAGCGCAAGGAAGCAUGCAAAAUCUGUUUUGCUGCAUAAUUUCUUGAUCAAUGAUAAUAAUUGAAAUUAUUAAGAGGUAGUUUAGUUGAAGAAUGGUUUGAAAAACAUUGCACACAACAUACACAAGCUUGAAACUCCAAAACCUUUGUAAACAACAUACACAAGCUUGGAGUUUAUUUGAAGCACGCUAAAAAUGACUUAGUGUGUUUGUAUGGCUAAAUUAAAAUGCUGCAUAAUGUGUAACAAAGGUCCCAGUACAGCUUCAUAAUCUACUUAUUACACAUCGGAGUGAAAUAUUGACUAUUGGAAUAUGGUUUAGAAUUUAGAACUUGCAU
Messenger RNA from Vicia villosa (hairy vetch), 2522 nucleotides. Its product is annotated as pentatricopeptide repeat-containing protein At1g12300, mitochondrial-like. Gene Ontology annotation, molecular function: protein binding. The transcript has 3 exons. The record is from RefSeq and is a predicted model, not a curated record. NCBI's taxonomy places the organism in Eukaryota, Viridiplantae, Streptophyta, Magnoliopsida, Fabales, Fabaceae. Bases 129 to 1694 code for a protein of 521 amino acids.